AUGAAGCAGGUCACUAGCUUCCUGGUAACCCAAGACCCCGCAGCACAGCACCUCACACUUUCAGGCCUCAACCCCGUUUUCAGUGACGACCCUAACCACAGCCUUUUCUUUUUCCUCACCCUCGCUCCCUGCUACUGCCCCGGCCUCUAUGCCUCGCUCUCCUCCCUCACCCUCCACCGCCUCUCGCCCAUUCCCUCUCACUCCCUCUCCUCCCUUUGCCGGCUGCCCUCCCUCACCUCACUCUCCGUCCUGGAAACUUCCAUUAAUCCCUCUGGCAACUUUCGGUUCUCAUCCUUCUCUCGGCUCCACCGGCUCGUUCUGGACUGCCCAGACCCCAGCGAGCUGAAUUUCGGCACUUUCUACACCUAUGAGAGCGAGCCGUUUGAGAGGCUGAGGGAGCUGCAUUUCAGCCGCGUCACAAACCACCUGCUGCAGGAGGUUGGCGCGUUGACCCGCCUUGAGGCCUUCUCCUGCACGUGCAGUGAGGAAGUGACUCAAUGGGGUUUGAGGAACCUGAAUCGCCUUACCAGGCUGACGAGGCUGCAGGUGGCACCAGCAAAUCUGGAGGACCAUCAGAUGCAGCUGCAGUUUCGCAACAACUUCCUGCCCGAUAUAUCGAGAGUUUGCCAGCGGCCCACUCCCAACAGCAAGCACGCUUGUUACUGUGACUUUCGGCUUUAUAACCCCAAGUACCCGUGCUUGGAUGGCGGUGUGUGGCAGGUGGUGGGUGCGCUGCAGGGCUUGCAGCAGCUUGGCUUGCAUGGAGUGGCCCGCAGCAGCCAAGACCUGCAUGCCUUCACUGCUCUCACACACCUCACCUCUCUCCACAUCACCGGCACCAACCUGAGUGAUGCUGCGUACUUUGAGGGAUUAUCUCAAUUGAGGGACCUGGGGCUGGCUGGAUGCAGCAUGGAUGUGGCUUCAUACAUGUGGGGGUGGAGCCGCAGCAUGCCACUCUUACAGUCCCUGGACCUGUCAGCCACGGGAGUCAUCUACAGGGGCGCAUCUCAACUUUAUUUACUUGAGCAUUUGGAGCGCGUGAAGCUACAGCAGUACUGCAACCUGCAUGUGGCGCUCCUACGGCAUGUGAGCCGUGUGCCGCAGCUGAAGGAGCUGGACGUGGGCUUUAACAACGUGCAGCUGGGAUGGCGGAGGCCCAUACGGGAUGGGAAGCAGGUGGCCCGGUUGUGUGUGCGUGGAUGCGGGUGGAGCGACCAGCAGAUUCACGGGUGCAUGGCAUGUGGUGCAUGGCAUGUGGUGCAUGGCGUGCAGUGCAUGGCAUGUGGUGCAUGGCAUGUGGUGAAUAGCAUGUGGUGCAUGGCGUGUUGA
Closterium sp. Naga37s-1 is the source of this 1329-nucleotide messenger RNA. Lineage: Eukaryota; Viridiplantae; Streptophyta; Zygnematophyceae; Desmidiales; Closteriaceae. The record is from the annotation of a GenBank genome assembly.